Messenger RNA from Orussus abietinus, 1813 nucleotides. Its product is annotated as asparagine synthetase domain-containing protein 1. The transcript has 5 exons. Gene Ontology annotation, molecular function: asparagine synthase (glutamine-hydrolyzing) activity. Lineage: Eukaryota; Metazoa; Arthropoda; Insecta; Hymenoptera; Orussidae. The record is from RefSeq and is a predicted model, not a curated record. Bases 41 to 1813 code for a protein of 590 amino acids.
GUAUGACUGCACAUUUAUACGUGCCGGUUAGAGAAGAAACAUGUGCGGAAUAUUCUGUCAAAUUUGUCACCAUGAGAGUGACACUGUAUCAACCGCAGAAUGUAAUUCGGGAGAGGCGGAGUGGAACUGGUACAGAGAUAAAAUUGCAUCCCGGGGCCCUGAUGGAUUUGCAGAAAGAUUUGACUCCUUGCCUAAUGACUGGCAUGCACAUUUUGCAGCUAGCGUCUUAUGGAUGCAAGGGGAUAAAUGUUUGAUUCAACCAUGUAUAGAUUCUACCGGCAAUGUUCUCCUUUGGAAUGGAGAUAUUUUCUCUGGGAAUUUGGCUAGCGAUAAUACGUGCGAUACCAUCACCGUUUUAAAUAAUUUUGAAUUAUCUGAUAAUAUAUCACAAAUUCUAAAGGAUGUGGAAGGUCCUUAUAGUUUUGUUUAUUUCCAAAGACAUAAAAAUCUGUUAUACUUUGGAAGGGAUUGUAUAGGAAGGCAUAGUUUACUGAUUAAAUUAAACCUUGAACGGAAUUUCAUUAUGCUGACUUCUGCAGCGAGCAAGAAUGUUAAUGGUAUUAUUGAAGUACCUGCAAUUGGAAUAUUUGUUAUCGAUUUAAAUCUUCCAAUCAUUAAUUUAGCUUGCUAUCCAUGGACAGCACCUGAUUUACAUUUUGCACAUGCUAUCGAAGAUUUAGAAGCACAUCUCGACGUAGAUGUGAGUAUUCAAGAAACGAUACUAUCAUCUAAAACUGAAUUUCUCGAUUUACACGUAGAACCAGAAGCGGCAGACAUACAAUAUUUAGAAGACAUUAGUUAUUACGAAAGCAUCGAAGAAGCGAUGACUAACUUACUAGAAAACAAUGAUGUCCUUCAGAGAGUGGAACAUCUACUAGAGCUACUGAAGAAGUCUGUCGAAGUUAGAGUAAAUAAAAAGCCACAUUAUUGUAAAGACUGUAUAAAAACUGUACUGAGUGGGAAGAGUAUCGAAUGUCCCCACACAAAAGUGGGUGUUCUGUUUUCCGGAGGCUUAGAUUCUGCCAUUCUAGCUAUUCUAGCCAAUGAAUUUAUUCCUGAAAACGAGUGCAUCGAUCUCAUAAAUGUAGCUUUUGAGAAAGCUGUGAUCAAAAAUGGACAGUCUUCUAAUACAUUGCAAUAUGACGUGCCGGACAGAAAAACUGGAAGGCAGACGUAUAAUGAACUUCUACAGAUUUGUCCUAACAGAGAAUGGAAUCUUAUCGAGAUAAAUGUGACGCAGUCAGAAUUGCAAAUGUAUCGCUCUUCAAGGAUAUCCGACUUGGUCUAUCCUCUUCGAACGGUUCUCGAUGAAAGUUUGGGUUGUGCGGUAUGGUUUGCCAGUCGAGGGAAAGGUCAGUGUUACACGAGCAACGAGUCCUAUGAAUCACCUUGCAGAGUUCUUCUUUUGGGCAUGGGUGCCGAUGAAUUGUUCGGUGGUUAUAUGAGACACCGAACUACUUUAAAGCACAAAGGCUGGGCUGCUUUAACUCGAGAGUUAAGUCACGAACUUGAUAGAAUUUCCGAAAGGAAUUUGGGCAGAGACGACAGAAUCGUAUCCGACCAUGGUAGGCAGUCUCGAUUGCCAUACCUCGACGAAAGGGUUGUGCGAUAUGUCAAAAGACUGAAACCAUGGGAACGAUGUUUCCCAACCGACAGGAUGCCUCCGGGUUUAGGGGACAAGCUGCUGCUACGUCUCGUGGCUCGUAGAUUGGGUCUCCAAAGCACCGCCAAUUUUCCAAAAAGAGCAUUUCAAUUUGGCUCGCGCAUUGCCAAUAGCAAGGAAAACGCCAAAGACAUAUCCGACCGCCUGUAA